AUGGCAAAAACUAAGGGUUCUUCCAAGAAGCAGCAAAAGCGCGCAAUUGUUCUUCCGGAACAGAGCGUGGCAUCGGAGAAAGCGGGUUUAGCUGUGGACAAGAAAGACUUGACUUUGAAAGAGCUUCUUCAACACACGUCCCAUCAGAAUGCCAUAGUCCGUAAAGAAAAACUACGUGAACGGAUAAGUGAUGAUGAUAAAACUGUUCGAGAAAACCUAUACCAACUUCUUAAGUCAGUGAUUUUAGCAGGCUACAAAGAGGAUAAUCAAGGACCUGCCACUUCGUUAAUGAUGGCCUAUAUUUUUAAUGCAAUGAUGCAUUUAGCAAUUGACGUUCGGCUUAUGGCGUUCAAAUUUUUUGAUCACGCUGUUCAGUAUCAUCCACCUUUAUUUUUCUCGUAUGCUGAAAAGUGGAAUGUGAAUAAGGGUCCAAAUCCUGACCAUAAUGUUGUUCGAAACAAAACUGCAAUGGAGGGAUUUUCAUGUGGCACGAUACUUCAAAAUUAUAAAGAUAUUCUAUGGAAGAACCAAUUCUAUUUAGAAGACAAAGGCAAGCUGAAAAAUACUCUUGCUGAAUAUUCUGUCAUCAUCAAGAAGCUGAAAGAUAUUGUACCAGUUUUAGUUAGUUGCUUCCAAGAUUUUCUCCCAAUACUUCAUGACUCACUAGAUGCACAAUCAUUUGAUUGCAUGCUUAACAUACUUCGGAGCACAGACAUUGGAGUCUCGUUCUUUAUCCAUGGGGUUCUGCAAGGCCAUCCUAAAUCACAACCUCUUGAUCAAAGUUUCUCAUCGGUACUGUUGAAGAAGUUGCUAGUUGUGUUUCCCCUCAGUCCAAUACAUUGCAUUUUAGAAAAGGAUGAUGACAAAUAUGUUAUCUUGAACAUUGUAAUUACAGAAAUAUUCAUGCACUUAAGUGAAUGGAUCUGUCCACUUGCUGACUUAUUAGAAGAAUUUCUGACAUUUGUAGAGUAUAUGUUGCUUGUAAAGAGCUGCAGUUGCAUGCGAUCUGGCAAAGCAAUUCGAGAAAAGCAGAUAUCGACACUGAUUCCUUUUAUCCCAAAACAUGUGUCACAGGCAUUUACAAAGACAUUCCAGGAUUGCAGUCCAGAGUCAUCAGUAAAAUUGGCUUGCCUUGCUGCCAUUGAAGAAAUGAUCAUUUCUAGAGAAGAUCUACUGUGCACAGAUGUCAGUGAUUCAGAACUAUUUGACUAUCAGAUUACUUGGAUAAGAGAGCUGCCUACGUUGCUUGUUGUGCUGCAUCUUCUACUUCGCCUGGGGCAAUGUUCAUUGUUAUAUGACGAAAUGCAAUGCUUACUGAAAGAGUUCUACAGCACAUAUCAAGAUGAAGGGAACAUAUGUUAUGGUCCUUUCUUAAGGCUUGACAGGGAUUCUCAAGAACUCUCUAUCUGUUGUCUUGAUUAUUUUUCUCAACUGGAUUCAACUUUGCUGAAGUCAAUUGCUUCUUGCUGCUUGUGUCAUGAGUUGGAUCCAUUUAUGUUAUUCUGGAUCAUAGAGGUUUUGCAUUCAGCGUUCAAAGCUGGCCAUGUUCAGAUUUCUGACCACAUUAGCUUUUUCAUCACUUUGGUUUCACGUUUUAAAGAAAAUAUUUUUCCUGCAAUAGAGAACAACAUGGAGACUUCAAAUCGUGGAACUUUUAAAUCACUAACCAAUAUUGUUUGCUCAUGCCUGUCACAGAUGGGUGACAAUUCUAUUGUUUUUGCAAUGCCAGAGAAAGUAAUACUAGAGCAGAUGUCAUUAGAACCACCUCUGGACAAUUGUUGUGCUAUGCUCAGAAUGCUUAUUGCGCUGGACACUAAGCCAACAAGACUUUCCGAACGAAGUAUUUGCUCUUUAAGUAAUGUCCUUUCAGCAUAUCUCAUUGAUGUUGCACAUUGUGUUCCAGAAGAUGUUGAUGAAAGCACGGGCUCCCUUCAUGAACAGACUGUUAAAGUCAAACAACCCAUGUCUGAUGUUUUAAAAAAUAAAUCUGAAGUUAAGCUUCAAAGGAAUGCAUUGAGCGUGCUGGAACAUCCUACAGGGAAUGAAGUGGAUGAUGAUAACGAUUUUGAUACGAGCAGUGGCUCUGACAUUGGUGAACAUGAUUUCUACAAGGGUAGCGAUUCAUCACUUCUACCUGGUUAUCAUAUCCGUUAUGCCAAGGGGAACUCGAGUAGGAUAAAAGCCAUUGUUUCUGUCCUACUAUGGAUGCAAAGGGAUGCUAAGGUUCAGCAAAUUCUCUAUUCAUAUAAGGAAGAGAUUGACCAUAUUUCACGAAGCAUAUGCUCUUUACAGAUCGAUCAACAAAGGAAGGAAAAGAGCGCAUCAUUUGAAGGGUAG
Messenger RNA from Populus nigra (black poplar), 2337 nucleotides. RefSeq lists its product as uncharacterized. The record is from RefSeq and is a predicted model, not a curated record. The transcript has 20 exons. Bases 1 to 2337 code for a protein of 778 amino acids. Gene Ontology annotation, cellular component: nucleus. Lineage: Eukaryota; Viridiplantae; Streptophyta; Magnoliopsida; Malpighiales; Salicaceae.